Austrofundulus limnaeus is the source of this 2952-nucleotide messenger RNA. RefSeq names its product guanine nucleotide-binding protein subunit alpha-12. Lineage: Eukaryota; Metazoa; Chordata; Actinopteri; Cyprinodontiformes; Rivulidae. The record is from RefSeq and is a predicted model, not a curated record. Gene Ontology annotation, molecular function: GTPase activity; guanyl nucleotide binding; D5 dopamine receptor binding. Gene Ontology annotation, cellular component: heterotrimeric G-protein complex; brush border membrane; cytoplasm. Gene Ontology annotation, biological process: adenylate cyclase-modulating G protein-coupled receptor signaling pathway; Rho protein signal transduction.
AGCGAGUCGGUCAAAUACUUCCUGGAUAACUUGGAUCGGAUUGGACAGCUGAACUACAUUCCGAGCAGGCAGGACAUWUUGUUUGCGAGGAAGGCGACGAAAGGGAUCGUCGAGCACGACUUUGUCAUCAAAAAGAUCCCUUUCAAGAUGGUGGACGUCGGAGGUCAGAGGUCGCAGAGGCAGAAGUGGUUCCAGUGUUUCGACGGGAUCACGUCGAUACUCUUCAUGGUGUCUUCGUCGGAGUACGACCAGGUUCUGAUGGAGGACCGCAGGACGAACCGUCUGGUGGAGAGCAUGAACAUCUUCGAGACCAUCGUCAACAACAAGCUCUUCCUCAACGUUUCCAUCAUCCUCUUCCUCAACAAAACCGACCUGCUGGUGGAGAAGAUCCGCACCGUGGACAUCCGCAAGAACUUCCCCGAGUUCCGAGGAGACCCGCGCAGGCUGGAGGAUGUGCAGAUGUUCCUGGUGCARUCGUUCAGGCGGAAGAGGAGGAACCGGGGGAAGCCGCUGUUCCACCACUUCACCACCGCCGUGGACACAGAAAACAUCCGCUUCGUCUUUCACGCCGUCAAGGACACCAUCCUGCAGGAGAACCUCAAAGACAUCAUGCUGCAGUGACGGCAGCUCUGAGACUGUGAAACCGGCUCGACCGAUUCGAUGGUUGAGGUGGGGGGGCAUCCAUCAGAGUGGGCCGAGCUGACCUGUAAAACCUGUGGAGCCGUGGGGGUGACUCUGGGCCUGUGGCGAGCCUGCAUUUAACCUGUAGAAACGCGCUGAAACGAGGGCGAAGCUGUAGAGGAGAGCACCGGCAGGAGCACUGAAAGUGUUUUAUUUGUUCUGUAUAUAAGACUAAUGACGACUUUGUCACUAAACCCGAUCAGGCUGCUGCCCUGAUGGAACGUGGUUCAAKCUGUGGGAAACAGAGCGAGGAGGAAAGUCGAGCCAAAGUGUUUAAAAAAAAAAAGAAAGAAAGAAGUCCACGUGACGAGCGGAGAGAGCUGAGGGCCCAAACGGGUCAUAUGCUGCGUUAUGUGAUAAGCAUUCCUGUCAAUGAACUUUAACAGAAGGAAGAGACGAAACCCUCUCAUGCUUCCUUAUCUUCUUGUGUUGUUACUCUUCCACUCGUACGAGACAAACAGCUGCAGAGAAUCGAGCCGCCGCCUUCCUCUAAUCCUCCCCGUCCUCCUCCGGCACAAUAGGCCGACUGUUGGUCUCCUCCCUCAGCAGCACAAACAGCGGACAGACCAAUUAGAGACUCGUCCCAGUUUAAAACAAACGCCAGAGUGGCAGCUUCACAUCACUCACCGUUUGUCUGGAUCUCGCCCCUCCCGUGUCUUUUCUCUGCCUCUUAUUCCCACCAGCUCCUCCCGCUUAAUGCAACACCGCAGACUUCAUUUAACCCUUUAGAACCCRUUUCCAUUCAUGAAAAUUCUGGGUGUGURAAUUAUAACAAACGGAUURUAUGUAACACGUUUCUGAUUUUYUUUAMAUGCCUCCAACCAGUGGAAAUACAUUGGUCGUACAUAGAUUUAUUAUAAAUUUAGUUUUAAGAAUUUCAUAAAUUUUCAUAAAUGUGAUUUAAAACAACAGAAAAUAUAUUUAUCUAAAAUAACUGAGCUAAAUUAACUAAGAAGAUGRUUAGUAUUUUUCUCAUUGUGACGAAUCUUUUUGUACAGUUUAGUUUAUUGCCCAAUGUGACAUAUAAGUCACAGUAAUAUUUGACAAACCUAUUCUAUAUCAAAUAGUUUUAGAAAUGCUGUCAUUAUAGGCURUAGGUGAAAUAUGUCAUGUUCUCGAAGGAUUCAAGCAGCUGUAUGAGUGAAAACAGAUCUUUCCUAAGAGAAAGCAAAGUUUCUAAAAUUAGCUUAGCGGUCACAUUAGCUGCCCAGGUGCACCGAGGCUGUGGAAAUGAGAACUUGAUAUAUGACUGAAUCAGGAUGUUGCUAAUGAGUUAAAAGUCAAUAUUAAACCUUGAUAAGAAAUUUUUUCUCAACGCUAAAAGGGGCCGUUUGAGUUAAAAGAUUAAGAUGAUUUCUGCAUCGUGUCCCGUCCCGUUCGGAGACACGGAGGAAAAUGGCGAAGUCGAAACGUAAACGGCCUCUUCCUCGCGCUCCUUCCUGGUGGGUGUUUUUUUUUUUUUUUUUUUAAAGGAAAACAUUGAUAUCCUAUCAGUAACCUGAAGGAAAUCACAGUCCAUAGAGACCUCAAUUUUUUUUAUCAUUUUGUAAAACGCGUCUGUAUUUGACGACACUAAUAGUUCCCACAUGAGAAAUUUACAGCAAUGUUUACGUUGGGGAGCAAAACAAACAAAAAAAAAAUCAUUUGUUGCUACGUUACACUCAGUCACACACACUGAUUUAAGAUGGUGGUUAAACUACCAACUUAAUUUUACUUUAGACCCACUGUACCUCCUAAACUUCCUGAAAUCRUGUAGAGAAACAUGAAAACGUUGAUUGCGAAGAUUUGACGGAUUUCGGCCGAGCUACUUUUUCCCCACCUUGAGUCUUCUGUCUGCUUUCAUCAACAUGAACAUUUUCCACUCUGUUUACGACGAUACUGUGUCCGUUUGUSUGUCUGCCCUCCUGUAAAGUGAAUACUGUACAUUUUUGACUGACACUGUGUAUACCUGCAGCACGAACGCCACUCUUAACAGAACUGUAACUGGUUUGUUGCUGUAACCUGAACUAACCUUAUUUUUUUACUCACUUUGUUUUUUCUUUGAAAUGAUUUUAUUUUGUGCGUGUCAUUGCACUGGAUGUGUCUGUUAGAAGAAGGAGCAGGAAGGAAAAACGUCUGAGGARGAGAAACAAAUAAAAAAUGGCUCAGGCUGUCAGCAGGAAGAGAAGAGGGAGGUCCUUUGGCCCUUUUUUUUCUUCUUCUCGGUCUGUUUUUGUGUUUUCCAGCUCCUUGCCUCUGUGCUCUGUGGUGAAAUACACUGCCAUUUGCUGA